Molecule: messenger RNA, 1650 nt
Organism: Peronospora farinosa
Lineage: Eukaryota; Oomycota; Peronosporomycetes; Peronosporales; Peronosporaceae
Source: the annotation of a GenBank genome assembly
AUGAGCCGGACCAAGAAGAGCGCGCGUCGAGGCACCCGCAGAGACGAAACUACAGCUGAUUCGAACAAGAAACAAAGGAAGGAGGUGACUAAAACUGUAACCUCAAGUACAAAAACAUUUGUGGCUGUAAAUGAUGCUGAAGGAAGUCACCAGUGGGCCGAGAAUACACUGACGAAGCUGCUGGGUGGCAUGUCAUUGGACACGUUUGAAUCCAAAUACUUUGAAAAGAAGCCGUUGCACGUACGUAAAGUGGACAAGAGCGUGCUAUUUAGUAGUGGUCUUUUCUCACGCAAGAAGAUGCUCAAGAUCAUGGAAAAAGAGCCGCGUAGCAUGAGCUUUGGCAAAGAUUUGAUGGUCUGUCGAUACAUUAAUUCAGAGCGUGAGAAUUUUGAUGGUGAAGACUCUAAUGGACAUGCAACGAGUCGACAAGUGGCUAAUCUAUUGGAUAGAGGUUUCAGCUGCCAAUUCUAUCAGCCGCAACGUUAUGUGGAUGGACUUUAUGAGAUUAAUGCAGCUUUUGAAGAGGUUUUUGGUGGUCUGGCUGGUGCUAGUGCAUACUUGACACCUGCCAACUCGCAGGCAUUGGCACCGCAUUACGAUGAUGUCGAAGUGUUUGUACUACAGACACAGGGGUGUAAAAAGUGGAAGCUUUACCAUCCAUUAGUCGAGCUGGCGGGUGAACAUAGCUCGGAUCUCGCGGUCGAUCAGCUUGGUGAACCAUGGAUGGAGCUGACUGUGGAGGAAGGUGACCUACUGUACUUCCCGCGUGGCGUUGUGCACCAGGCGUGUACAGACAAGGAACACUUUUCCACGCAUGUGACAAUCUCUGUGUACCAACACAACACGUGGGCUAAUUUCUUGGAGGUGGCGCUGCCCCGCGUCAUCCGUCAAGCCUUUGACUCGGACAUCGCGUUCCGUAAGGGGCUCCCUUUUAGAUACCUGAGCUACAUGGGAACGCAGUUUCCACCGGACUCUGCGAAGGCAAAGGGUUUUACAGCAACUUUCAAGAAACUAGUGGGCCAACUUGCUGCACAUAUAGGCGACAAGGACAUACAGGAGGCUUCUGAUGUGGCUGCGCUGGAUAUGCUAGCCAACCGCCUUCCACCACCUCGUGAGACAAAUGCUGACAAGUCUGGUCCUAGCCCACUUGAUAAAAAUGUUGUCAUUCGCUUCAAAAACCGCUCGCAUAUCCGCUUGUCGAUGGGUGAAGAUGAGACGAAGGAGGCUUUUGUUGCAGUCUACUACUCGCAGCACAACUGCAGGCGGCAUCACAUGGGUCUAUGCACAUGCGACGGCGGGGACGAGGAUCGCAAGGAGGACGCUGAAGACGACGACAGUGAUGAUGCUGACGAGAAUGCAGAAAGUGAUAGUGCUGACAGAGAUCCGGAUGAUGACGGUGGCAACGAGAGCGACGAUGAGGAAGACGACCUGGUCUCAGCUUUCGGACAGUUGCCUCCUCAACCGAAGAGCAUCGUGUUCCCAGGAGACCUGGCACCCGCACUAAUGAAGCUGUACGCGUUGUCUGCUUCCACCACGCAUGGUGCACCAAUCGACGAGCUGGCUGAAGUUGCCAGCAAUGAGGCAGCAGUGCAUGGAAUGCUCCUCCGUUUGUGGUCCGAAGACCUCUUAGAUGUUUCCCCGCAAUUGUAA